This is a messenger RNA of Micropterus salmoides (largemouth bass), 977 nucleotides long. RefSeq lists its product as uncharacterized. NCBI's taxonomy places the organism in Eukaryota, Metazoa, Chordata, Actinopteri, Centrarchiformes, Centrarchidae. The record is from RefSeq and is a predicted model, not a curated record. The transcript is spliced from 7 exons. The coding region runs from base 1 to 738 and encodes 245 amino acids.
AUGGCACAGUUUGAUAGACAAGAAGAGGAAACAGACGUUGUUCCUUUCCCCGCAGAGAUGAUGUGGAGGCUUCCAGUUGUCAGCGUGUCAUCCAUAAAAAAAGUUGGAGACACUGUGGUGCUUUCAUCAUGCUUACCAAGUGAAGGGGUCACCGUUGCAAGAUGGAGAUACAGAGGGUCAAUAAUUGCAGAAAAAGGCACGGUUGUUCCUGAAAAAGAGCAGUUCAAGGGCAGAUUAGAACUAAACGCCACAGACUUGAGUUUAACACUGAGAAGCCUGACUCUUAACGAUUCUGGUGAUUUCAGUUUAAACUCAGAGGCAAAUGACCGACAAAGGGACACCGUCACCAUCAACCUGCAAGUUCAUGUCAGCAACCACAACAGUGGAGUGCAGAAACGACACACAAAUAUAAGAAACAUACCAGAGGCAGUAGACUUUGUCGUUCUCCUGAGUUUGGCAGCAGGAGGUUGUUUGAUGAUUGUCAUUGUAGUUGGAAUAGUGGUGGUUGUAUGUCACAGCAAACAAAGACGAGCAGGCAGCGACUCAAAUGACCUCACCGUGUACGCUGAUGUCACUGAAAUUUCAACUGAAGAUGGGACCAUGAAGCCAUGCUCAGUGUAUGAAACCAUUGACAACAGAGUCUAUCCAGAAAAACAAGCGCCCCAGACUGUGUAUGACAAGAUCCAGCUUAAUCGCGUGAGGCAGCCCCCCACGUCGCACUACCAAGAUGUUUCCUAGAGGGCCAUAGCCUGAUGUAUAGCUUGAAUUACUCAAAGCAACAUUUGCAAAAGGUGCAGCCCAAAAUAUUUAAGGGUAAUAUGAGGAUAAUAAAAGUGCAACACUUGGCAUAAAACAGUACGUAAGACCACAACAUCAUGUUUGUGCAUGUGUUAUACUAUUGCAUCUUCCCCUUAUUAUCCAUCCAUCCAUCCAUCCAUCGUCAACUGCUUAUCCUGCGUCCAGGGUCGCGGGGGCUU